This is a messenger RNA of Culicoides brevitarsis, 1469 nucleotides long. RefSeq names its product methyltransferase-like protein 25B. The record is from RefSeq and is a predicted model, not a curated record. The transcript has 2 exons. Bases 40 to 1419 code for a protein of 459 amino acids. Lineage: Eukaryota; Metazoa; Arthropoda; Insecta; Diptera; Ceratopogonidae.
CCAUAUUUUAGACUGUUUUCGAUAAUUUAUGACUGAAAAAUGGAUGAACUUUGCAUCCGACAUAAGCUGGAAACGCUAUUGAAGGUUUAUGACAUCUUCAAGUGGAUCGUCGAUGCCUAUGUUUUGGAUUUUUUGGUUUGUGAUUACUGGAAUUGCCUUCCUUCGUCAUUCAAAGCCUUAGAAGAUGUCUCGUUGUACGAGGAUUUAGUUUCAACCCUCCUUUCCCCCGUGAAAAUUGAUAGAAAAUGCAUUUUACCACUCUCGCUGCUGGCUGUGAAGAAGCUCGACGAAGCCUUUUGUCUUUCCAGAGCUCCGUGUGACCCAAAAUCCUCCUCUGAUGACAAAAAAUGCUUGAAUGAAAAGAUAAAAACGGAGUUGGAGAAGAGAAUUAAGCCGAAAAAGUUGCAUGAAAUACAAAAAAUGGUUAAAAUCUGUGAUGAAAGCUUACCUGUGAGAACAAUUAUUGACUUUGGCUCCGGCUUAGGACAUUUAUCGCGACAUUUGCAGUACAAAUUGGGAAUUGACAUGACUUGCAUAGAGCAAAAUUGCGCUUUAACAGCUGAAGCACGCAAAAUUGACGAGAAUCUUGAACGAAAAUUCCGGAAAAAUGUUCAAAAAGAUCCGCCAGCGAGAAUUUUUCACAUGGAAAAGUGCUUAAAAAACGAAAAUGACUUUCAAGAUGUUCUCAUGACAAUCAAAAAUAAUUUUAAUCCUUUGCCAAAACUUGAAUUAGGUCUUAUUGGGCUUCAUCCGUGUGGAGAUCUUGCCGUUUUGCUGUUAAAAUCCUUCUUGCAAUCGAAAGAAGUGAAAUUUUUGAACAUUGUUGGUUGUUGCUACAUGAAACUCACAACAGAAGCAACAUAUCUCAUGGAAGGCAGAGCACCCAAAAGCUACUUCAGUUAUCCUUUGAGCCAAUUUUUAACAAAUUUAGGCAGAAAUCGAUACAACUUGAGUUAUGAAGCCCUUGAAUCAGCAACUCACGCCAAGGAAAAGUACCUCAACGAUAUCAAAAAACCACAAAAAACUGAAUUUUUUAAAAUAAAUUCAUAUCGAGCGACAAUUGAAACGCUCAUUGUGAAAUAUUUCCCCGAAAAACGUCAUUCUGGGUUGAAAAACGUGCGCUAUGAAGAAAAUUUAACGUUUAAAGAGUAUUGCAAGAAGGCUUUAAGUGGCUCAGAUAUUAAAAUUCCUCAAGAAGACGUUGAAUCAGAAGAAAUUUCGAAAUAUUUGAAGGAAUGGAAGAGAGUUGUAAUUUUCUAUCUCUUGCGACUUGUCCUUUCACCGUUCAUUGAAAGCAUUUUGUUGUACGAUAGAAUGCUUUUUUUAAUGGAAAAUGGAUGCAAAUGCGAAUUGAGGCCUGUUUUUGAUCCCCUAAUAUCGCCACGAUGUCAUGUAAUGAGUGCAAUAAAAAAUUUUUGACCUGACUGAUGAAAGCAACGAAUUUAUCAACGACUUUCAUGUGAAUUUUG